AUGAGGUUCAUCCAGGCGACUGCGCUUCUUUGCGCCGUCGCAGUUGAGGCCUCGCAGCACAACCACGGUCAUCAGCAGCAGCACCACCACCACCACCAUCAGCGGCAUCAGGAUGUGCCCGCGGUGGAGAAGAGAGGAGGCAGCUGCGCGUUUCCCACCGAUGCAGGCUUGGUCGCUGUUACACCAAGUAUGAGUAACGCCGGCUGGGCUAUGAGUCCGGAUCAAACUUGCGAGCCUGGCAGUUACUGCCCGUAUGCUUGUCCUCCUGGACAGGUGUCGAUGCAGUGGGAUCCGGAUGCGACUUCGUACUCUUAUCCUAUGUCAAUGAACGGUGGUCUGUACUGCGAUAAAAAUGGGAAUAUCCAAAAGCCUUUCCCCAGCAAGCCCUACUGUCAGGAUGGAACCGGAUCCGUUCAGGCUAUCAACAAGUGCGGCAGCCAGGUCUCCUUCUGUCAGACUGUUUUGCCCGGUAACGAGGCCAUGUUGAUUCCUACUGUGAUUGAGGAGACAGCAACCCUUGCGGUUCCGGAUCUCAGCUACUGGUGUGAGACUGCGGCUCACUUCUAUAUCAAUCCCCCUGGCUAUGGCCCCGAGACCGCUUGUGUCUGGGGUACUUCGGCCAACCCCUAUGGCAACUGGUCUCCUUAUGUCGCAGGCGCAAACACCGACGGCAGCGGCAACACGUUUGUGAAGAUCGGAUGGAACCCAAUCUACCUCGAGCCCUCGACUCCAUUCCGCAACGAGCUCCCUGGGUUUGGUGUUUCUAUCGAGUGCGAAGGCAACGGAUGCAACGGCCUCCCUUGCAGCAUCGAUCCUUCCGUCAACGGCGUCAAUGAGGUCAGUGGAAGUUCGACCGAUGGUGCUGGCGGCGCUGCGUUCUGCGUGGUCACCGUGCCCAAGGGAGAAACGGCGAAUAUUGUUGUGUUUGAGUCCAGCGGCAGCGACAGUGGAGAUGACACCUCUACAUCCUCUUCUGCUGCCCCUAGCACUACUACUACAACUACAAGUACAACAACAACUACUACUACUACUACUACUACCACCACCACUACAGCACAGCCCACCACCACUACUACCACCGCCUCCACUACUUCCACUACCUCCACUGUCAGCUCUACCAAGACUAGCUCUUCGUCGUCAUCCAGCACGUCCUCCACGUCUAAUCAGGCCACUUCAUCCUCGUCGCAGAAAUGGUCUAGCGAAUUCGAAUCUUCCUCCAGCAGUGCAGCCUGGGCGGACUACACGUAUAGUCCGCAUGCCCUGAUCGAGACGGGCAGCGGAGGAGACACGGUAGCUUCGACGACAACAGAAGCCAAAGCGGCUUCUCCCAGCUCGACAUCCGGAGCGAAUAUGAAAAACAGUAAUAUGGCCAUCUCUGUGGUGGCUGUACUUGCCGCCAUUGCAAUGGUUUAA
Aspergillus ochraceoroseus IBT 24754 is the source of this 1413-nucleotide messenger RNA. RefSeq names its product SUN domain-containing protein. The record is from RefSeq and is a predicted model, not a curated record. The transcript is spliced from 3 exons. Lineage: Eukaryota; Fungi; Ascomycota; Eurotiomycetes; Eurotiales; Aspergillaceae. The coding region runs from base 1 to 1413 and encodes 470 amino acids.